Molecule: messenger RNA, 12048 nt
Organism: Atta colombica
Lineage: Eukaryota; Metazoa; Arthropoda; Insecta; Hymenoptera; Formicidae
Gene: trol
Product: basement membrane-specific heparan sulfate proteoglycan core protein
Exons: 53
Coding region: 55-11574 (3839 amino acids)
Biological process (GO): homophilic cell-cell adhesion; dendrite self-avoidance; axon guidance
Cellular component (GO): plasma membrane; cell-cell junction; axon
Molecular function (GO): cell-cell adhesion mediator activity; calcium ion binding
Source: RefSeq, a predicted model, not a curated record
CGAAGAGGUCGAGAAGUGACUCCUUGCCGGUCGCGACAGACGGCCAGCGGCAAGAUGAAGAACCGUGUGUUGCUAAAGAGUGCAUUGCUCCUGUUGCUGAUCGCAGCGGAUGGCUUGGUGACAGCAUUAGAGGAUGACGACUUGAUUUUCGAUCCGGAAGGCAAACAAACUGCGGCUCAAGCACCAUUGAUUGAAACGCAUCAGGACGAUUCUUUUUUUCACAGGAUAAAAAGAGGAGUUUGGGAUUUAAUUACAUCGCUAUCUACGACCACGACCACGACAACUACACCACCGCCGUCAGAUCAAGAAGAAGAAAAUGAGAUUCAAAAUGAAGAUAUUGACAAAUCUGUCAUCUUAAACGUUGGAGAUGAAGAAAAUCAUACUCUUGAUCAGCCUGAAGUGCCAAAUGCCAAAACGGGUAUCGGUGUCAUCCAAAGAUUGGUUCUCGAGAAAAACGAAGACAAUGAUGAAGCAGAUGAGCAUGAAAAUGAAAUUAAUAACCCUGCAGAAAAUCAGAGAAUACCACUAACGUAUGGAAAUACCGAUGAUGAAGAUUUGGCUGGUUCAGGAGAGAUCGAAGGCAGUGCAGGCGAAGUGGAUUACUCUCCCAACUCAGGAAACACACAUCGCAACACUGAUGGCAAAGCACGUUUCUAUCGAAUAACAUUGACAGUUAGCGAGCCGUACAGACGAGAAUACGCUGACAGAAACAGUCUUGAAUACCGAGAAUUGAGUAGCAAUCUUACACACGCCGUCGAAAAUUUGUACAAUCGUCACAUUCCAGGAUACAAUCAUUUCGCCAGCGUCGUCAAGAUAUCGCCAACGACCGACGCUUUUACGUCACAAGUUACUCUAGACAUUGGUUCGACAUUCACGGACGAGCUCGAAGUGCGUGCUAUCUUAGAGCAACAGCUGCAAUAUCAUUCCUUGGGCAGUAUCCAAGUAGGUCCGGAGGGAUUCACGUUCAGGAUAUUUCAAGCCGGAGAGAAAGACACGCAGCCGGAAUGCGAUCAGAUGACAGAAUUAAGAUGCAGAAGUGGCGAAUGCGUACCUUUAGAAUCCCGCUGUGACGGUGUAUCACAAUGCAACGAUAGUUCCGAUGAGGACAACUGCCCAACAGAUUCAUUGAAUAAGACACGCGACGAUUUUGAAUACACCACCGUGACAUCACAACAUCCCUCGCUACAUUUCUCGACGGAGACGACUCACACGGUAAAUCCGGAAGUACCGGAUAUCGACGACAAGCAGAUCGAAGAGACCACACUGAGGUCGUCUUCGAACAAGUGCCGCGCCGAUGACACGGUACGCUGUCACGACGGCAGUCGUUACAUCUGUUCGGUACAGCAGUGCGAUGGCGUUCCGGACUGCGAUGAUGGUGGUGACGAGAUCGAUUGCCCGCAUCCAGGCUGUAGUGCUGGCGAGUUCGCGUGCGACGUAAACAGAUGUAUAUUGGAAUCUCAACGAUGCAACUUUGUGGAGGAUUGCCAAGAUGGUAGCGACGAACAUGACUGCAAUUAUCCAGCUUGUUCUUCGACUGAGUUCAUAUGCAGAAACGGGCAAUGUAUCGACAGUAACAAAUUCUGUGAUGGCGUGCAAGAUUGCCACGAUGAAUCCGAUGAACACAAUUGCCCCUGCAAGGAAGACCAAUUCGAAUGCGCGCCUGGUUAUUGCGUGCCCUUAUCACGGCGCUGUGACGGAUAUACGGACUGUAUCGGUGGAAGGGACGAACAAAAUUGUUACAACAUGACACGAUGUCGAGCGGACGAAUUCGAGUGCGCCAGCGGUUCAUGUGUCAGCAAAAAUGCAAGAUGUGAUGGACGAAACGAUUGUCUCGAUCAUUCUGACGAAUAUAAUUGCAACGUGACCACCUGUAGUGGAGAUCAAUUCCGUUGUCUGGAUGGCAUCUGUUUAAAUAUCGACAAGCGUUGUAACGGAAUCGCCGAUUGCCGUAAUGGCGAAGAUGAGAAUCAAUGCGGUUGCGGAGACACCGAGUUUCGCUGCACGGACGGCAGCUGCAUCAACUACGUGUUGCAGUGCAACGGGGUGAACGAGUGCUCUGAUGGCUCUGAUGAGAGGGACUGCGAGCGGGAAUGCACGCCUAACCAGUUCAAAUGCGCCACCGGGAACAAGUGCAUCGAGGAUGUCUACAGGUGUGAUGGCCAUCCGGAUUGUCCAGAUCACAGCGACGAGGACUGCGCCCCGUCCGCUAACGACACUACACACACCACUUCGCCUACCACCAUAACCGAAUGUCCACCUGGGUGGUUUCGAUGCAACGAUGGAGUGUGCCUCGACAUUAAGAGACGUUGCGAUGGCCGGCCGCAUUGCUUGGACGGCUCCGACGAAUUCAAUUGCUCUCAAUGCCCCGACGGUCAACUACCCUGCGACAAUGGCGUCUGUAUCAAUAAGAACUUCUUCUGCGAUCACAAUAUCGACUGCCAUGAUGCUAGUGACGAACGAAAUUGCCCGGAGAGCGGAGAGACUGGCAGUUCAGGUCAUGAAUGCCACGAGGGUAGUUUCAUCUGCAGUGAUGGCAGUUGCAUACCUCCAACUGCAGUAUGCGAUGGACGUGCCGAUUGUCCGCACGACGAAGACGAGAUACUCUGCCGUCGAGGAUGCACUCGAGACCAGUUCCAGUGCGCCAAUGGAGAUUGCAUCCGCGCCGAUCAAAGAUGCAACGGAUUCAUCGAGUGCUCCGACGGUUCCGACGAGCCGGAGGAAUGCGAGCCGCCAAAGCCAACACCAGGUCAAUGUGCCGCGGAUCAAUAUAUGUGCAUUUCGGAUAGAAGAUGCGUUCCAAUAUCCUCCAUCUGUAACGGAAUUCCAGAAUGCCGAGAUGGAUCCGAUGAACAAAAUUGCGAUCGCGAAGCGGUAUGCUCGCACGAGGAGUGGAAGUGCAAGAGCGGCGAUUGUAUACUUCAACAUCAACGUUGUGAUCGCCGGAUUGAUUGCCUAUACGACGAUAGCGACGAGUUGGGCUGUCACUAUAGAGCGAUGCAAAGAAAUCACAGUAGGUGCAGCGCGCAUGAAUGGACGUGCAAUGACGGUCAUUGCAUUCCGCUGCAUCGGCGAUGCGACAAAAGGCUUGACUGUCCUAGAGAUAUGUCCGAUGAGAUGGAUUGCAGUUAUGAUAAUUAUACCGAUGGAACAUCUGACCUUAGACUGAAGACGUAUCCCAGUGAACAAGUGAUUAAAGAAAAUCCGGCGAAAAUAGGUCGCGAGGUCGUGUUCCAAUGCCGUGACGAGGGUCUUCUACGUGCCAGAGUACGUUGGAUUCGCGGCAACGGCCUUCCUCUGCCGCCUGGCAGCCGAGACAUCAAUGGUCGCCUGGAGAUACCCAACAUUCAACUUGAGCACGCUGGAACCUACAUCUGCGAAGCCUUGGGUUAUCCACCGUCCACCGCCGGUCGUCAAGUGACCGUCGUUCUUACUGUCGAGAAAUUUGAGCAGCCGGUCACCAGACCACCACAAGUGUGCCAGUACGAUCAAGCUACUUGCAGCAACGGCGACUGUAUUCCCAAAUCGUACGUUUGCGAUGGUAAAUUCGAUUGCACCGAUGGAUCCGACGAGAUGCGGUGCAGUCCGCACGGAUGUGAGCCCAACGAGUUUCGCUGCAAUAAUAAGCAGUGCGUCAGCAAGUUGUGGCGUUGCGACGGCGACAAGGACUGCGCGGACAACAGCGACGAGGAAAACUGCGCGCCGUCUCCCCCGGGAUCUCCGUGCCGUUACAACGAGUUUGCCUGCAACAGCAAUAAACAGUGCAUCCCGAAAAGCUACCACUGUGACAUGGAGCGCGACUGCUUGGACGGCAGCGACGAAGUUGGAUGCUCUCCCGUUUAUAUCGUGAAACCUCCACCGCCGAUGGUCGUUCUUAUGCCGGGCGACAUGUUGGUUCUCACUUGUACAGCAAUCGGUGUUCCGAUACCGGAAAUCAACUGGCGUCUCAAUUGGGGUCAUAUCCCCGCGAAAUGCACAACUGUGUCUACCAACGGAACGGGCACACUAACAUGUCCAGAUAUACAGACGGAGGACCAAGGCGCAUACUCGUGUGAGGCGUUGAACGUUGGAGGCUUCGUCUUCGCCGUGCCAGAUGCCAUCGUUGUCGUGAAGGAAAACGGCAAUAUCUGCCCUAAAGGCAAAUUCAAUUCCGAAGCGAAGACUGCUGAAGAGUGUAUUUCAUGCUUCUGCUUCGGCGUCGCCACCGAAUGCCGCAGCGCCGAUCUCUUCACUUAUCAGAUUCCGCCGCCGUUCGACCGCUAUAAGAUUGUGUCGGUUGAGACCAUUCCGACAAUUAGAAUCCACGGUGACAUUAGCAGUCAGAUAUCCCAGAUCCGUCCGCUUGCCCGGGAUGGCGUUCAGCUGUUGGAGUCUUUCAGUAAUGAUUUGCAUGUCUACAAUAUUCCCUACUUCGCGCUACCGGAGAACUAUCAUGGCAGUCAAUUGAAGUCCUACGGCGGCUACCUAAAAUACUCAAUUCGCCAUAGCGGUAACGGCACACCGAACUACGCCCCUUCCGUCAUCUUAAGUGGUAACAAUUAUAUCUUGGUGCAUAAAAGUGAGGAGCCAAUACCGGAUUACGAGAACGAGAAAUCAGUCAGGUUCUUCUAUGGCGAUUGGUACAAGCAACAAGGAAGAAGCGAAGUCCUAGCUUCCAGGGAGGAAAUCAUGAUGGCGUUGGCAAACGUUGACAACAUUCUAAUAAAAGUGAAAUAUGAUGACUCUCCGCAACUAGACAUUCGUCUCACUAAUAUCAUUAUGGACACCGCUGAUACGCGAAAUACUGGCCUAGGAUCCGCGUCCUUCGUCGAGGAAUGUCAAUGUCCAACAGGAUACACUGGUCUAUCUUGCGAGCAUUGCGCACCUGGUUAUCUGAGACGCGAAAGCGGACCAUGGCUUGGCCAAUGUUACAGGGAUGAACCACCGUGUCCUCCGGGAUACUAUGGCGAUCCUUCAAGGAAUAUCCCUUGCCAGAUUUGUCCUUGCCCGCUUACCAACCCAUCGAAUCAAUUCGCUCGCACGUGUCAUCUUGGCUUUGACGGACAACCCACGUGUGAUUGUCCUCCUGGCUACGUUGGACGCAGAUGCGAGCAGUGUGCCACUGGUUACCAAGGAAAUCCUCUUAUUCCUGGAGAUAUGUGCGUUCCCCUUCAACAAUGUGAUCCGAAUGGCAGUCUUAGUCCUAACGCCGAUCCACAUACCGGAAAAUGUCAUUGCAAGCAAUAUGCAACGGGUCUCACUUGCAAUCAAUGUAAGGCGAAUACCUUUAAUCUGGCCUCGACAAACCAAUUUGGAUGCAUAGCUUGCUUCUGCAUGGGCAUCACCAACAGAUGCGUCUCCUCUAACUGGUACAGGAAUGAGAUUCGUGUAUCAUUUACCAACUCGAUUCGAGGUUUCUCUUUGAUCGAAUCCAAGAGCACAGACACACCAGACAUUGUAGAAGGAAUUCAUCUAAACACCAUUAAUCGAGAAAUAGUUUAUAGCGAGUUUCCCAAUCGUGGUAACAACGACGUCUACUAUUGGCAAUUGCCCAGCAUUUUCUUAGGAGAUCAAAUAACAUCUUACGGUGGUAAUCUCAAAUACACUGUUAGAUACGUGCCCUCUCCAGGCGGUCAAAGUUCAAGGAACAACGCUGCGGACGUCGAACUCAUUAGCGCUAAUGACAUCAACUUGCUUUACUAUUCCCGCGAGUCUCCCGAGCCUAACUCUCAGCAAUCAUUCACUGUACCAUUGCUCGAGCAAUAUUGGCAACGUAAUGAUGGAACUCAAGCGGAUAGGGAACACCUUUUAAUGGCUUUGGCAGAUGUACGAGCCAUCAGAAUCAAAGCUACUUACACGACGCAUACAGACGAAGCUGCGCUCUCCUUCGUGUCUUUGGACACCGCCGAAAAAUAUAACACAGGUAAAGCUCGUGCAGUCGAAGUUGAAGAAUGUACUUGCCCCGCUGGCUACAGAGGACUUUCAUGCGAAGAUUGCGACGUUGGUUACACCCGAGCCAUUGAAGGUCUCUAUUUAGGUAUCUGCGAACCGUGCAACUGUAAUAAUCACACGAAUCAAUGCGAUCCCGAAACUGGCACUUGUGAGAAUUGCGCUCAUCAUACUACGGGAGAGUACUGCGAACUGUGUGAACCGGGAUAUGAAGGAGACGCUACUCGAGGCACCUCGAACGAUUGCUCGUAUAGAAGUCAAAGACCUGAGCCAUGCAGAUGCAACGAGGCUGGUUCACGCAGCACUUCUUGCGUCGACGGUCGAUGCGAGUGUAAGAGAAACGUCGAGGGUCCAGAAUGUAAUCGAUGCCGCCCGUCGACAUACGGAUUACGCGCCGAGAACAUUGAUGGAUGCAUCGAGUGUUACUGCAGCGGGGUAACUGAUCAAUGUCAUGAGAGUACAUUAUACGUACAACAAAUACCGAUGUGGGUAUAUGACUCCCAUCAUGGCUUCACUCUUACGGACUCGACUAGACGCGACAUAAUUGACGACGGCUUCGAGCUAAAUGUGGCAAUGAAUGAAAUCGGCUAUCGCUAUCCGGACAGCAGAAGCCGCAGAUUGUUUUGGUCACUUCCGAGUGUUUUCACCGGUAACAAAGUGAAGAGUUACGGCGGAAAUUUGACUUUGACGCAGCAUAUCACUGCAUAUCCUGGCGCUCAGAGUUACAAAGAUCAAGACAUUUUGCUGAUUGGCAAUGGCAUUACAUUAUUCUGGACGAAUCCGGUAGAGCUCCAACCUGAAAUUCCACUGACCUACACCGUUCCUUUGAAAGAGCAUGAAUGGAGAAGACUGACCACCGAAGGACCGCGCAGCGCUUCCAGGACGGAUCUCAUGAUAGUGCUUUCCAAUCUAGAAGCUAUCUUAGUCCGCGCGUCUCACAGCGAGCGAAUGACCGCAACAUAUAUUAGUGAUAUCAGCAUGGACACGGCCGUAGAAAAUCUGAUUGGAAACCGACGUGCGACUCAAGUUGAAGCUUGUCGUUGUCCGACCGGUUACACAGGCACUUCCUGCGAAACCUGCGCUCGCGGUUAUUAUAGAGACACCAGCGAUCGGACUAUCAGUUACUUGGGCGCGUGCAAUCCCUGUCCAUGCAACAAAAAUGAAGAGAGCUGCGAAAUCAGCAGAUCUGGCCAUAUCAAAUGUCACUGCCUGCCAGGAUACACGGGACAGUAUUGCCAAGACAGUGGUGUCGGUGAGCUCAUGGUAAGCCUAAUGCCGAUGAACGGCGAAGUCGAACCGUAUUCCACGAUCCAAUUUACGUGCAACUAUGACUAUCCAGACAUGUUUUACAUCUAUUUUAAAUUGUCGUCGUUCGAUGGAUUUCCCAUAACUGCACGGAGUGGCGAAAUCGGCCCGAUAAUGAAGACAGAGAAAGGAGCUGUCCGCACUUGGUUCGUUCACAUGGGGAACGUCCCCUGCAACGUGGAAUGUCACAUCGUGAAUGACCGCGGCAAAGAACUGGUCAAAAUUGUGACGUCGAUUACGCCAGUUGAAGAACUGCAGACAACUAGUACGCAGAUCCCAGUAUCUCCACCGAAAAUCACAGUUUACAUACAAGAAAAUGAAUUCCAAAUCGUCCAUACAGGAAAAACCGUCCGAUAUCAUUGCACAGGCAGAUCUAGAGAACAUGAAUCGGUGAACAUUAGAUGGGAAAAAGAAGGUGGUCAAUUACCGCCUGAUAGGAGCGUGGACGAUUCGAAUGGACUUUUGGUAAUUAGAGAUGUGAAGGUGUCUGAUAGCGGCAUAUAUGUCUGUCAAGUGAGCGACGGAACAAACAUUGGAUAUAAAAAAGUCACACUAACUGUUGGAGGAACUAACCCGGUAGAGCCUAGAGUCGCUAUAAGUCCAUCAUAUCAACAAGUGAGGGAAGGUGAACCUGUUGAGUUCCGUUGCGAAGCCACUGGUAAUCCGCCACCUCAACUGGAUUGGAUAAGAGUUCACGGAAGUAUGAGUCCAGAGGCGACAUUCUACAAUGGCGUAUGGAGUCUUCCAGCUGCGUCGAAGAACGAUGCAGCCGAGUAUAAGUGCGUCGCUAGGAACAACGUUGGCAUAGACGAGAAGACAACCAUCUUAUACGUUCAAGAUAAUCCUAAUAAACCACCACCUCAAGGCUUACCGCCGACUAUAACUCCGUCCGAAUGGUCAGGAACCAGCGAAGAUGUCGUCAGGUUGAUCUGCACACCAUCUCAACAUGUGAAUGUCACUUGGACGAGAUCCGGCGGAUUGCCAUUGCCUUAUACCGCCAGUCAACGUGACGGUAUUUUGACGAUCACCAAUCCUACCCCCAGCGAUUCCGGCAUAUACGUGUGCACCGCGACAAGUGUUCGCGGAACGGAGACGAGUACCACUGCCAGGAUUACAAUAAUGUCUCGGAGAGAACCACCAUUGGUCACGGUCAGGCCGUUUCGACAGGAGGUGAAACAGGGCACUGUGGCUGAAGUACGAUGCAUCACCAGCGGAGAGCCAGGUCUACAGGUGAAAUGGAGCAAGUACACGGAAACGAUGAGUUCCCGUGUCCAACAGAUAGAGGACACGCUCAGGAUCAUUAAUGUCCAGGUCUCCGAUCGAGGAGUAUAUCUCUGCCGGGUUACUGGCCCCACAGGCAAUUACGAGGCCAGUGCCAUCAUCGAAGUUGAACCUCGUGAAGCUCCAGUUUUAGAGCUGUAUCCACAAGAUAUACAAACGGUCAUCCUCGGCGGUUCCGCCGAUCUUCAGUGUCGCGCAAAGGCCGGUUUUCCAGCGCCCGAGUUGCGAUGGUCUCGCGUAGACAAUCGACCAUUCGCCUCCAACAUUGAGCAACUUCCUAGUGGACUCCUCAGACUGUCGAACAUCACAGCGAAUGACGGCGGUGCCUACGUCUGUUCCGCGUCAAACGAAGUCGGUUCGACGUCAGUCAUCGCGCAUAUCGAGGUGCAAUCUAUGCCUGUGAUCACUGUCACACCGCAGCACGGUAUCUUACAGGUAAAACGCGGAAGUCGAGUUCGUUUGAUGUGCAGCGCGAAUGGUCAUCCACAACCCAAUGUGGCUUGGAGCAAAUAUGUGAACGGAAUAACGAUACAGGACACAUAUAGCAGAACAGCAGCUACUCCUUUAAGUGCCGUUUACGAGAUAUUCUCUGUUUCACCCGACGAUGAAGGAUCCUACACUUGCACAGCUACGAACGCCGUAGGAAUAUCCGAAGAGCGUGUCCAAAUCCGCAUCGAAGAUGAUGACGAUUAUGUGCCUUGCACUGGCGAUAGAGGCGAUAUUCCAUGCGACGAUGAUCGACAGCGACCACAACCUGAUUCUAGAGACCCGAAUCAAACAGAAGGAGGAGUAUUGAUUCCCAAAGAUUACUUGAGAAUCCCAGACGGUGGCAAAGUGGAGAUGCGUUGUCAGGUCUUCGGACCAGAUGGAGAUCACAUCUACCUGGAUUGGAAAAGAAGUGAUCAUCGUUCCCUCCCAGAAGGUAGCACAGUGCACAAUGGAGUGUUAAGUAUCCCAACUGUUAAUAGAAACGCUGCUGGAGAGUACAUCUGUUUGGGCUUGGAUCCUGCCGGCACAGUGCUCUUCCGAGCGAAAUCUCAUCUUGAAAUUAUAUCUCCACCAAGAAUUGAAUUAAAUCCAACGCGUCAAACAGUAGGACCUGGAGAAAAUCCAUCUAUAAUUUGUACCGCUACGGGAGAUGAACCUUUGCACAUCGAGUGGAAAGCCAUAGGACGUCCAUUACCAUAUUCUGUAUCGGACAGCGGUGGAAUCUUACAAUUCCAUGGCAUUACAUAUUCCGACGCUGGCAAAUAUGUGUGCAAAGCAACGAACGCAGCAGGAACAGCAGAAGCGGUAGCAGAAGUUUUAGUUAAUGAACAUCCUUACGACAAUGCAAGGAUCCGCGCUGAACAAAGAGACGUAGUAACUCAUGCCGGUAAUUCUGUACGCUUACGUUGUGAGGUGCGCGAACGUGCGACGAUUCAUUGGAGUCGAGAAGGGCUACCGUUGCCGACCAACGCGCGAAUCGGAGAAGAUUACUUGGAGCUGACGCAAGUGAAACCGGAAGACAGCGGAAGAUAUAUCUGUCAGAUCCAGACGAGUCGCGGUGUAUCCAGCGAUUAUAUUAAUUUCAACGUUUCUCCUGCUGCAGUACCUUCAGUAAGCAUCGAGAUGUCUCAAGAUCCAAUAAACAUCGGUGACACCGUUGAUAUACAUUGCACAUACACUGGAACACGUAAUCCACGUUAUCGCUGGACGAGACCGAAUCAUGUGAGCCUACCAACAAACGCACAGGAGUAUGGCAACGUUUUGAGGCUAACUAAUGUAGUCGUUAGUGAUAGCGGACCCUACAGAUGCACAGUUGACACAUCCGAAGGCAUACUCGCGAAGGACUUCAAUUUGAUUGUCCACGGCGGAAUCCUCGAUGAACCAGCAAUUGAAACCAAAUUGGCGCCGUACGGAUCAAGUCUGGAAAUGGAUUGCCGAUUAGAUCUCGAUCCGCCAAUACAAUUUCAAUGGAACAAACUCGGUGGACUUUUGCCACGUGACAGUCAGAUUUACGAGAACAAAUUAAAAUUAACUAAUGUAAAGGCUGAAGACGCUGGAACGUAUAUUUGCUCCGGAAAUAAUGAAGAAUCGCGAGUCGAAGUACCUACGGUGCUAGUUGUAACAGGAGUUGUGCCUAAUUUUAGUCAGGCACCCGAAAGCUACAUCGCUUUCCCUCCUUUACCUGACUCCUAUCUCAAGUUCAAUAUCGAAAUUUCUUUCAAACCGGAAAGUUACGAUGGCAUUCUGUUAUACAACGACGAAUCUGGUCAUGGUGACGGCGAUUUUAUCGUUUUAUCUCUAAAUAAUGGAUAUCCACAAUUCAAAUUCAAUCUCGGUUCUGGACCAGCUGUUAUUCGCGCGGAUAAGCCUGUCACCUUGAGUGAAUGGCACACCAUUAAGAUCCAACGCAAUCGAAAGGAAGGAACGAUGCUAGUAGACGGCGAAGGCCCGUACAAGAUGGUCGCUUUAGGCAGACGCCAAGGUCUCGAUCUUAAAGAACCCCUUUACAUCGGUGGAGUGCCCAGUUACAGCAGAAUCAACAUGCAAGCCGAAGCGAACACUGGUUUCGUCGGAUGCAUCAGCCGACUAGUCCUCGGGGAGAAACAGGUCGAUCUGAUUGGCGAUCAGACUGACAGCGUGGGCAUUACGACUUGCGAAACCUGCGCCGAGAAUCCCUGCAACAAUGGUGGUGUGUGUCAGGAAGCAGCCACGAAAAACGGCUACACAUGUUUGUGCCGAGCCAGUUUCAGCGGCAAACAUUGCGACAACAUCGGACAAUCUUGCUAUCCAGGUGCCUGCGGAGAAGGUGAGUGCAUCGAUGAAGAAGUCGGCGGUUUCCAUUGUUACUGUCCAAUCGGGAAGACGGGACCAAGAUGUGAGCAUUCGGUAAACGUCUACGAUCCAGCUUUCCAUGACGACAGAGCUUUCAUCGCUCAUGAGACUCCAAAAGCUCUUAGACGGGAAAGAGAGAGUUCGACCACUACACACAGUCGAUCACGAUUACGCAACGCACAAAUUAGGAAACCACGAUCAAGGCCACAUCACCACAAUAAUUUGCACCACACAAAACAUUAGCUAGACCUAGCACCAAUUUUACGCACUCAGAGAAUCAUUACUUAUCACAACAAUAAACUUUUCCCUCCGUCUAAUAAAAAUUACCAUACAUAAUGAUCUAUCUAAAAUUUUUAAGAUAUGUUUAUGCCUGUAUCCGAAAAGAUUAGUCAGCUCGAUUUAUUUUUGUGCCAAUUUUUCACUGCCUAUUUUUCUUUACGCAUAGUGGCGAUGGUUAUGAUAGUAAAAAGAAUAAGCAAUGAAUUCUUAAUAGGUAGUUUGCAACGAGCCUGCAUAGUGCGUAGUUCCUUGUAAUGGACAUGGUGCUGUAACGUUAGAACAACAGUCAAUAUAUAUAUAUAUAUAUUUACGAAUUAGUAAUUAAUACGUUUUGUACAGCUUCUUAAUUAAUACAUUUAACGCGUCACUUUAGUCAUUAUUAAUUAUUAAAAGUAAUACGUGAAGUCACUGCCAAAUCAGUCGCAUUUAACAGUUAGU